GCAUCAGGGGCGAAGAAGCCCAUCUGAGGACAAGGGGCCAAGUCCAGAACGAAGACUCGCAUUGAGAGUAGUAGCUAUUGCUGGAAACAGGGGGCUGCAACUUGACCCAGGUGGAGAGUGAGUCUUAGGAGGAGUAUGGACCACAGAUGAUGUUCGUGACACUUCGGAGUUCAAUUGUCCGCCAGUGGGCCACACCCCUGUAGGCUAAGGACCCAAGACAGGAUGUGGGAAGGACAUCUCAAGAUAAGAGCAUCUCUGGAAAGCAUCAGCCACAGAGCAGUGUAGCAAUCCAAGGUGGUCGUAUCUGAGGGGUAACAGCUGCACACCUGAUACAUCUAGGGAAGAGGAAGCCAAGUUCCACACAGGGCCCCAGGAUGGAGCUGACAGAACCCCCACCAGGCACAGCAGUGCAGAAGGAGGAACAGGAAUUGUUGGAUCGAACUUUCUUCUCUUGGGCUGAGUUCAGCCGCUUCUUCGACAAGUGGUGCCAGCAGCGGCUGGUGGUCUUCUCGGUGAAGAGCUCCACACAUGUGGCACGCAGCCCCUGGGCCAAUGCGCCCCCACUCUACAGGCUCAUCCACGUGCUCAAGUACAGCUACGUGCUGCUGGUGUGCAAGGAUGUGCGCGUACCCAACCAGUCCACAGCGUGGCCUCCACAGCCCAGCUGCCCAGCCUUCAUCACUGUCAAGCUGAGCCCUUUGCGGGAUCGUCUCGUGGUGUCUGAAUGUCAGCUGACCCACUCGCACCCGGCCUGCCCACGCGAGUUUGCCUACCACUUCCGCCCGGGCCACUUGCUGGCCAAUGCCUGCCUGCCAGUCCGCAUCACCAACCAGAUCUCCAAGCAGUUUGUGGCCCCUGCUGACGUGCGCCGCCUGCUGUCCCACUGCAAGGGCCCAGACCACGGGGUCCUGGAUGCCCUGCAAGUGCUUGAGGGGCUCUUCCGCACAGAUCCGGAGGCCAAGGUGAAGCUGGUGUUCGUAGAGGACCAAGCAAUGGUGGAGACCGUGUUCCUCUUGACAUCACGCACUAGGGCACUGCUGCGGCGCUUCCCGCGUAUCCUGUUGGUGGAUCGGCUGCCCGGGCUGCAGGGCGCGCUGGACCUGAUGGCAGUGCUGUGUGUGGACAGCGCUGGACGUGCGCGCCAGACUGCCUGUUGUGUGGCCCGUCCCGGUACACCCAGCCUGCUGAGGUUCAUGUUAGUCUCCCUGCUGCAAAGUGCUCCAGACGUCAAAGGCCGCGUGCGCUGCCUCACAGCUGGACCUGAGGUGGCGGGACAGCUGCGCGCAGUUCGCCAGCUGUUGCCGUGUGCACGUGUGCAGAUCUGUCGAGCUCAGGGUCUGGAGACGCUCUUCAGUAAGGCACAGGAGUUGGGCGGUGCCAAUCAGGAGGAUCCAGACCUGUGGCCACUCCUCUGCCGUCUAGCAGAUUCAAAGUCCUAUACAGCUUACAGCGAGGCACUGGCUGAGCUACGCUCCCAGGCUCCAACUGCCUUCAUCAGAUACUUUGAGCAUAACUGGGCACCACGCCACGACAUGUGGGUACGUUUCCGUGCCUAUGAAGCAACCCGUGACCUGGAUGCCUGUGCUCUAGUGCGUGGCCAUCGAAGACGACUUCUUCGACGCCUCAGCCCCUCACACAGUGUGGCUCAGUGCCUUCGCGACCUAGUGGCCAUGCAGUGGGCUGAUGCGACUGGAGAAGCAGCCUCCGAGGGUGCUCAUGGUGACAGAGUGUUGCUGGAGAGUGAGCCCAGAAAUAGGGCACAGAUGGAGAAAGAGAAGGUGAGGGGUUCAGAGACCAGCAACUGGGGAGGGCCUGAGCGAGAAAGUGAGAAGGGGAAGGGAUUACAGUUGAGAGAUGGUCAAGGAGUCUGGUUGGAGAAUCAGAAGGUGAGGGGACCUGAAGGGAGAGGAUUCCAGCUAGAAAAAGAGCACUUGAGAGGGCCAGAGGUCAGAGACUGGAGGGGAACCCAGGUGGAGGAUGGAAGGGUUAGGGUGCUGGGGCCCACAGACCAAAGAGGCACCCAGGUUGAGUCUGAGAAGACCAAAAGUCUUGAAGGAAGUCCCUGGAGGGACAUCAAAUUGCAAGAGGAGAUGGCAUGUCCAACGAAACCUCGAGAUUGGAAAGGGCCUCAGUUUGACAUGGAAAAGGGACUAGACGUUAGGAAGUGGAGGGAGGUCCAUGGGGAGAAGCCCUUAGAGUUGGUCCCCGAGAAUGGAGAUCAGAAGGGACCCGAGUGGGGUGGUGAGGGCCAGAAAGGGUCGGAGAUUACAGAGGAGAGAGGUGGGAGGUUUCAAGUCAAAAGGAGGCGAGGCCUGGAGGACAUCGUUGUUGUUCAUUUGGAGGAUGCAAGAGCUACAGGAAUAGCAAAUGGAGACGAAGAGGCGCCCCGGACUGUGGUUUCCAAGAAUGGAGCACAGCAGAUGGAAUUUGGGGAUCCAGAGGGGAGGCUUCCAGGGCUGGGGAAUGGUGUACCAUACACCACCCCUGUGCGGACUGUGUUGGAGGGCAAUUCAGAAUGGGCAGUGGCAAGAGUGGAGUCCCUUGCCACAGGGGAGAUGGUACAAGGGGGAGGCGAAGAAGGCCCAGGGGAACCAAAGAGGCUUUGCCGCCCCUGCAGAGAUGAGGGGGUGGACUGCGAGCCACUAGCCAAGUUCCGAGCAGCCUGUGGGCCUGAGCUGGCAGACCUAGUGGCUGAGGAACUAGCCUUCGCCAGGCAGCACGGAACCCGGGGUUUCCAUUGGAACGGAGCUGGCUUUGCCCUUAAGGAUGGCACCUCAGACUUCUUCCUGGAUGGAGCCCUGACACACUGCAGCUGCUCCAUCCAUGCUGCCAGACGCCUGCCCUGCAGACACCUCUUUGCUGCACGUCUCCUCACAGGGGCAGCCUUGUUCCACAUGGACCUGCUCAGAGAUUGCUGGGGGAGAUCCCAGGAACCCUGACCCUGUGCACCCCUUCCUGCUACCCUCCACAUGGAGGGCAGAAACAUAUUCUUUGAUCCCAAAGAUAACAGGGCUCAUGCCCAAGGGGCCACCCCAGGCCUUGUAAUCACCUCCUGAGUCACCUAAGGACCUCUCGUUGGCCAAUUUCCUCUACAUCCUAGAGGAUGCUGGCUAUGGUCUCUGAGAUCCUGGAGCCACACCUAUGGGAAAUGCAAUGGCCAGGGCACAUUGAAAGGACAUUGCUCUGGAGAAGAAAUGCAUGAGGAAAGGUGUAGACAGGAUCAGACAAUAAAGAAGACAAGAAAGGGACAGAGCUGGGCCAGGGGGAGGCUCAAUGGAGGUCACGAAAAGAAGCCAAGUUAUGGGGACACUGACAGAAGUAGGACUGAGAGCCCUGGGGACUACAAGAUUGGAACAGGAGAAGCUAGGGAGAGUGAGUAAGACUGUGGAGAAGGGAGGAAAAGAUAGGAGGAGGGAGGGCAAGAGAUAGGACUGGGGAAGUGAAGCACGGAAGAAGAGGGUGCUAAGGGGAGAAGACAGACUUUUCAAAGGACAUGACAAAGCACAGGAAGAGAAGAGAUGGUAGGAUGACCUGGGCACUUGGCCAUUUCUCAGGGUGGGGCAGGGGAGAUGGCCCUGAAGAUCAAGUGGGACAACCUAAAGACUGCCUCAGAGGGAAGGGAACUAAUUGAACAACUGUGCUUUGAGACUGGAAUAAACAGCAUUAUUUUGGUCUCCAGGCUGAGUUCAUGGCUUCUGAGAGAGUGGGGGACACGGAUCCAGAGGAAAAAUGAAAUGGCCCAGCAUCCCUUUGUCCUUUCUGUCAUUGAAUUUCUUCUAGGAUGAAUGGUGGGGAGGAGGGUUACAAUUAAUCCAUUGCUAGGACAGCUGAUGACUCAUCCUCCUUCUUCUGAACCACUUCACAACCAUAGCAAUUUCCAGACAUUUAAGCACGCCAAAGUCCUCUCAGUGAUUAGUUUGAGAAUAGGUUUUUGACUAAUGGAGUCUUCUCCAGUGGAGACAGAACUUCUAGGAAAGAUUAUCUUACUCUUAAAAUGUUCCAACAUGAAAUGAUUCUAGGCCUGCUCACCACCAGUGUAGAUAUGAAGCCCAUCCUGAGGAGCAGCAGAAAACUGGUAGAUGAACAUCUAUUGCCAAAGAGAUGACUCAGCAGGCUAAAAUUAAAAAGAAAUAAAUAAAAUUUUAAAAAAGGUUGCCUUGCAAACCUGAUGAUAUGAAUUCAAUCCCCAGAACCCACAGUGGAAGGAGAGAACUGGUCCCCAACAGUUGUUCUCUCUCAUCCACAUGCAUACAUUCACAAACACAGAAAGAGACAGAGAGAGAGAAUAAAUCAGAAAUAUCUAGAUUCUUGUUGGACUCUAGAUCCGGGUCCUAGGGCUUGUUCUAGUGUGGUACUUCUGAAGUGAAGGAUGUUGAUGAUGGAGAGUGGCUUGACUUUGGGGUUCUGUGUGCACAACUCAUACAAGGGACCUGAGUCAAUAGUAGGCUACAAAAUCCAACUUAAGGUAGACUUUGCUCAGACUUCCAUGUAAACAUGAGAAGGGAAGCUUGUUGAGGUACAGAGUUAGAUUUGGCAGGUCAAGGAGGGUCAAGAAAUUUGAGAAAGAUGAUUCUGUUAUUGAUGGAUCACAAGGCACACUUAGAAUAGCAAUAAAAGAAUUUUAAGGUAAAUGAGAACUCAAUGGUUCAGACAAGGCAUCAAAGGUUCUAACUCUACCUGAAUGUGGGGGUUACAGUGACAGGUUUCUCCUCUUUUGUCCUGCCAUUUGUGUGAUGAAACACACACACACACACACACACACCUUUCAUGCCCCAGAAAGAUACAUGUUCAAAGUCCUAGUAUCAGGUGCUUAUAUUUAGAUCCCAGAAGACCUUUGUGUUCUCAUCCAUAAGUCACAAGGUUGACUGGGCUUACUGAGUGUCAGUUGUCUAUGGCUACACUGGUGCUAUGCUAACAACCAAAACACAUCUUAGGUAUACAACAAUAAGCAUUUAUUGCUGAUGUGUCUUGUAUUGCCCAAGAGAAUUGUCUAUAUUCUGGCUUCCCACAAUCCACAAAACAGUAUUGAUAAGGGAGCACAUUAGAAAUAGGGAGGGGUUGCCUUGGUGGUUAGCAAUACUAGCUGCUCUUGCAGAGGACCUAAAUUCAGCCCCCAUUAUGAC
This is a messenger RNA of Onychomys torridus (southern grasshopper mouse), 5123 nucleotides long. RefSeq names its product zinc finger SWIM-type containing 9 (gene Zswim9). NCBI's taxonomy places the organism in Eukaryota, Metazoa, Chordata, Mammalia, Rodentia, Cricetidae. The transcript has 4 exons. The record is from RefSeq and is a predicted model, not a curated record. Gene Ontology annotation, molecular function: zinc ion binding. Bases 375 to 2939 code for a protein of 854 amino acids.